GAGCAAUACGUAUUAUUAAUAGAUGUUCAUGUUUAUACAAGUAGGAAUGAGGUGUUUUUUUAAUUUUCUUUUUUUCAGGCAUCUGCGAAUGGGGCCUCUCCCUGUUUUUUUUAGUUUUUUUUUUUUUUUUUCAAAGUAUCUGUUUCUUUUUUCUAGCAUGUUGAAACGUUAGACUUCCCGUUUCUGCUUGAUUUUGAAUAUACUCCUGUUUGCUUGUCACAGGUAAUCUUGCAUUUCUAGGUAGUUGUAGUUUACAGGGAGCAAGUGCAGGCAGCAACCAGUCCAUCCCUGUUGUGAAUGUGGAGAUCUCUCUGGACUCACAAUUAAAGUCUACAUAGUGCAUUCCACUACAAGUGACGAAACCUGGCUCCCAGAAUAACAAGCAAGACAACUCUCAAAGUGACUGUUGACCAGCGCCUUCUGUGCGUUUAUGUAGUAAACUUAUGGUACAUUUUUCAAAAGGAUAGUAUAUAUUAUUUUGAAUUAUUCUUGAGAAGGACUGAGUCUCCCCGAAGGUGAUGCAGGUGCCGUAGUGUACACGUCAACAGGGUGGUUGCGUGCAUUCCUCAAGUCUGUAUGACUACCAAGAUACUGUGAAGUUGUCCUUCUGAUUGUAUACGGGCAGAAAAUGCUGAAACUAGUGGCCACAGAUGUCUUUAAUUCCAAAAACCUGGCCGUUCAGGCACAAAAGAAGAUCUUGGGUAAAAUGGUGUCCAAAUCCAUCGCCACCACCUUAAUAGAUGACACGAGUAGUGAGGUGCUGGAUGAGCUCUACAGAGUGACCAGGGAGUACACCCAAAACAAGAAGGAGGCAGAGAAGAUCAUCAAGAACCUUAUCAAGACGGUCAUCAAGCUGGCCAUUCUUUACAGGAAUAAUCAGUUUAAUCAAGAUGAGCUAGCACUGAUGGAGAAAUUUAAGAAGAAAGUUCAUCAACUUGCUAUGACCGUGGUCAGUUUCCACCAGGUGGAUUAUACCUUUGACCGGAAUGUGUUAUCCAGGCUGUUAAAUGAAUGCAGAGAGAUGCUGCACCAAAUCAUUCAGCGUCACCUCACUGCCAAGUCACAUGGACGGGUUAAUAAUGUCUUUGAUCAUUUUUCAGAUUGUGACUUCUUGGCUGCCUUGUAUAAUCCUUUUGGGAAUUUUAAACCCCACUUACAAAAACUAUGUGAUGGUAUCAACAAAAUGUUGGAUGAAGAGAACAUAUGAGCGCAUGAGUUAAGAUUGUGACUGAUCGUGAUUGAUUUGAAGAUGGAGCACUGCUGAUUUAUGAAGGAAAAAAGAAGAAUUUUCUAAAGAUUACACAUAUUUCGGAAAGACUUUGCCCAAUUCAGUUGUCAGACAUAAUGAUUUAUUUGAAGGCUUGUUUUAUUUGAAGAAAAGCAUAUUGCCAAAAAUUCUGGUUAAAAGCUUCCAAACGGGUAACAGACCAUGGGAGAGAUAUGUGGUUGGGUAAUGCAAAUGUAGUUACACAAAGAAAAAUACAGAUAGCUCCAGACCUGAGGACUUUUUUAUAGGGCAAUUGUUGUGUUGGUGGCACAUUGGAUAUUUCUAACAUGUACAAAGCUAUGUAUUUUGAUUUACUUUCAUUCUUGCUAUGUAUACGUACUUUUCUUAAAAUGCCAAGAACUUUCUCUUGCUAUCAUUGCUCCUUUUGAAACAAUUCAAUUUUCAUGUCUACAGCUUACAGCUGACUGUUUUGUUAAAGAUUGAGUCAUUGACAUUCAAGAUUUAAGUCUGAGGUAGUCAAUCCUCAACAAAAAACAAACAAACAAAAAAAUGGCUUAUCUGAAAUCAGUACUGUGGAAAUGAAGUAUAUGAUCUAUUAUGAAUAAUGUCCAAUAUAAGAAUAUGCUUCUGGAAUUGAGUUCUACUUUUAAGUACCAGUGGUAUUUAAAUUUUUCAGAAAUGUAAUGGUGUGUCAUUGCCUUGAAGUGCUUGCUUAGGGCUUCUUUUAUGUUAUCUUAAAAUGUGCUGGUGAAUUUUUCAUUUUUUACAUCCAUAUCAUAUGUAAGAGACAGAAAAAUCUAGAUUGGUCUUGAUACUGAGAUAAUAAAAAAGUAGCAUUAAGAAAGAUGACAAUCUUCAUUUUACAGAUGAACUCAUUGAAACAAUUUAGGGGAAUGAGGGGCAAAAGGGGAGAAAUGAUGUUGCUAAAGAACAUGAGCACAAAAAGGAAUGCAUUUCAGUGUUUAAGAAGGUUUGAUAAAGAAUGUCACUUUUUUAUUUAACUGAUAAGGUUUUUGUUAUUUUUUACUUUGAUGAGUAAACCAAAAAAUAUUUGCAUUUCAAGCAGUUUGUGUGGUGUUUCUAUAUAAUUUUCUGUGUGUAAAUAAUAAAGUAGGCAUUUGCUUAUUUUGUAAAAAAGAAAUGAAAAUCUGCUGGCCAGCUAUGUCCUCUAGGAAAUGACAGACCCAACCAGCAGCAAUAAAUAUUUCCAUUGUCA
Molecule: messenger RNA, 2444 nt
Organism: Mandrillus leucophaeus (drill)
Lineage: Eukaryota; Metazoa; Chordata; Mammalia; Primates; Cercopithecidae
Gene: TNFAIP8
Product: tumor necrosis factor, alpha-induced protein 8
Exons: 2
Coding region: 629-1207 (192 amino acids)
Biological process (GO): regulation of apoptotic process
Cellular component (GO): cytoplasm
Molecular function (GO): cysteine-type endopeptidase inhibitor activity involved in apoptotic process
Source: RefSeq, a predicted model, not a curated record